CCCUUUCUAGGAAUAAGUCUUCCUUGGAAACUCAGUCAAGCUGAUAAAGAAUUUGUGUGGUCUCUUUGGAAACAUCUCCAGGUGUCAAAACCAGAUUUACUCGAGAUGUCAGCUUGGUUGUGGAAAGUGUCUAUUUUUUUGUUUGUUUCCAGAGAAAAACAGAAAGCUGAAGUCAAGGACAGAAGCAUUUUAGAGAUUUUGCAUGCCAAAGACAGCAAAAUAGAAUCUCUAGGACAGAGGCUCACAGGACAGUAGCAGGAGAUAAACAGCUUAAUGCAGAGGAAAAGUGCUGUGGAUGAGGAAAAUGCCUGUUUGAAGAAUGAAUUUGGUAACUUGAACCAGAAAUUUAAAGAUAAAAGCCAAGAACUUAAGGACACCGAGGAAUGUGCACAGAAAAAAGAAGAGCAAAACAGACUGGUUAUAAAAAACCUGGAGGAGGAAAAUAAGGGAUUAAAUAUAUGCUGUGCUGACCUGCUAAGUGACCUGGAGAAACUGAGGAAGCAGGGGACACAAUAGAAAAAAGAAAAAUCUGGCAAUGAUACCAGAAUAAAGAAUUUGGAAACUGAUUUAGCAGAGACAAGAGAACAAAUAAAAAGUUUGCACAGUAUAUGCAGUAACUUGUCAUCUCAGGUAGAUGUGAAACAGGAAGAACUUUUCCAAAAGGAUUUUGAUGUGGUCAGAGCUAAGAAGCAGUUAGAGGAGCUAUGGAAUCUUUAUAGACAAAACACUGAAGAUAGAACACAGCAGGCUGAGCUGAUAAAGCAGCUAGAGGCUCUCAAUGCUGAUACACAAAAAGUACUGCAAGACCGAGAAUGUGCUCACACAGCUAAAACAACAUAUCAAAAAGUAUUUCAACAGUCUUCUUUAAGUGAGCUAGAGAGCAAUAUUACAGUGCAAGAAUCUGAAAUGGAGCUUUUACAGAAAAAAUUGAAGAAAACAGAUCUUAACCUAGCAGAGCACAAUUUGUACACUACAGAUACUCUGGAAAGCAACCAUAUAAGGACUGGAAGAAAGCACGAGGAACCACCUGUGAAAUGUUCAAGGUCUCUGUCCCCAAAGAGCUCUUCUAGAGAGUCAGAGGAACUAAAGAAGCUUAAAAUACUAAGAGCAGCCUAUGGAAAACACGAAGAAAGGCUGCAGAUAUUAGAGACCAACUACAGAGCGCUAAAAGAACAAUUACAGCAGUGGGAAGAGGGCAAUAGCAUAUUUAAUGUUGUCAGAAUCCUUGAAAAUAGUAAAAGCAGAAACCAGCAUACUGGCUUCUGUCAGCUUUGUCAAGAGGAUCCUGAUGUGAUGUGGAAUGAACUGGCUUUUUUCAAAAGGCACAAAAGGCACAAAAACCUGCUGAUUGAGAAACUCAAUCAUGAGGAAGAAUUGCAUCAGAUGAAAAUACACCAAUCUGUGAAGCCACUUUUUAAACUUAGUGAAGAUGAUGGGGUCAAGGGUAAUACUCCAAAGAGGUAUAUGAGAGAAGUUUCACAUGAGAUGUUACAGAAGGUACAAGAACUAGAAAGAAGAUUCACAGCUAUUGAAGGGGAAUUAAAGAAACAGAAAGAAGUAAAUAAAGACUUACUAAAUGAGAAAAUAUAUUUGAAAGAAACUUUAAAAGUGCAAAAGGAAGAUGCAGACACAAGAAAAAGAGAGCUGGAAACACUACUUAAGAGGAUUUGUGAGGUAAAAAAAGAAAAAGCAGAACUUCAGUUCAUGAUUGAUGAGAAGGAAAAAGAAGCUGCCUCUUUGAAGAGGCAAGUGACAGAAGCUAACAGGUUGAGAAAUGAAAGUGAAGAUUUGCUGAGUCAAGUGCAGGAGCAGAAGUGUUUGCUAGAUAAAGCCAAAGCAGUGGCAAUUUCUGGGCAAUGUAACUGCAAGAUAACAGGCACCAAGGUUAAAUUACAAACAGCCAAGAAAAAGAGCUCUUUGGGACAUCAUGGAGCUUUUCUCAAACAGUCCAUCAAGGUUAUGAGUAAUGUGUUUGAGAACUUCAGUAAGGACGGUUGGGAGGAUGUGAGUGAAAGCAGUGACUCUGAAAUACCAACUUCUGAAAGUUUAGAAACAGUGAUUAUGAAGAUAGUGCAAAACAUUGAUCCACUGCCAGACAGAAGUAAACAAGAAGAAAAAAAAAACAAACCGGGCUACUCUGUUACACUACUGCAGGAAAAAAUUAAGCCACCGCAGAAGCAGGUAGCUGAAAAAAAGAGUAAAAAGAUAGCAGUGGCCUCCAUUAAAAAUGUUAUGAAUGAAAAAUUAACAAGUCAGCUACAUUUGGCUGAUCAGAGACUUCAAGUUAAUAAACUGACGAUAGAGAUUUUGACCUCCCACCUGGCCAAGUGGCAACAGGAGAAGGAAGAUUUAGAAGAAAAAUUAAAGUUGAGAGAACAUCUGUCUCAAACUGCUGGCAAGAGUGAAGCCACACCAACUCCUUCAAAGAACAUUGAUUUAGAGAUGAAACAGCUGCAGUGCAAACUAAAGAAUUCGAACACUUAGAUCGCUAAGCAAUCGACCACCAUUAAUUCACUAAAAAAACUAGUCCAGGAUGCGGAAAAAGAAUGGAUUCAGGAACUACAGGCGAAAAUUUCUCAGUUGGAGAGGGAUGUUACUAUGAAAAGACAUUUGAUAGAAGACUUAAGGUCUUGCCUAAAAGCAAAUCAAGAAAAUGAGAAAACCUCAAAUGAAACAUUGGAAAGUCUUGAGAGAAAGGUGAAGGCACUGGCUGGAGACAAAAAAGCUUCCACUGACUCAAUGAAACAAAGGGUUAAUGUAGCUAUGAAAGAGAAGUCCCAGUAUGAGCAGAUGUAUCACAAAGCUAAAGAUGAUUUGGAGAAGAAGGAUCUCAAGAUCACUAAACUAGAGAGAAAAAUGAUUGAGACUGAAUGUGCUACUUCUGAGCUUGAAACUGCUGCAUCUCAACAACUACAUGGCUUAGCUAAACAGAGUACACAGGCUUUGGAAGCUCUACAGAAGGAGCUGCUGCUUACCAGUGACAAAGUAGAAGAGUUCAAGACAUUUGUGAAGACUCUAACUGGAGAGUUACAUCACAGUGUACAAGAGCUGAGAACAAAAAUCAAACCGGCAAAAAAACAGGAGAUGAAAGCAUGCAAAAAGGGUCUUUCCCAAGAGAGUCUUCAGUUAGCAGCAUCUAUCCUUAAUGUUUCAACAACUGAUCUUUAUGAAGUAUUACAAGAAUGAGAUGAUGAGGAAACAGCAGAAACAAAAAUGGAAUUUGAAAAAGAUAAAGAAUGGCUACAGCAUAUACAGAAACUUCUUGAAGCACAGUUUUCUUUUGCCUCAUACUUAAUGGAUGCUGUACUGGAAAAAUUAAAUGAGAAGAAGAAAUUGGUAGAAGAGUACAGUUCCCUCAUGAAGCACACUGUAUGUUAUUGCUAAGAUUUAUAUUUGCAAAGUGUGACUAAAAUGUGUGCUGUUUCCUCAUGUCUUUCCUCUUCUCAUAAAGAACUGUCAAUAUGCAUGUUCAAUACAUACACAGAAACCAUGAACUAAUUAAUUGUUGAACAAGAGGAAUUAAUUAAAUUCCUAUUAGAAAGCAGUGUGGUAUUUGAUUCCUGAAGAGAAAAAUUGCUGCAAAUCAAUGCAAAGCUCAAAAUUAUUUUCCUUUAAAUGCAAUGGCAGUGAACACAUAUGCAGGCUUUGUGGAGAGAGGAUGUAUUUGUUAUGACUAAUACACCUCUAUACAAUUUUGAAAGAGCAAAAAGGAGCCAAGUAACACCUGAUUGUACUAAUCAGAACAGUAGGAGUAGGAUUUACAAAGGAACUGGGAAUAUCACUGAGAUUUUUGAACACCUAAUUUCUUUUAGCUUCUUUGUAAAACCCAGCUUUAUGAUAUAUGCUACAUAAAAAGAUAUGCUUUUAUGUUAGAAAAAAUGAAUCAUUGUAAAAUAAAAAUAUUCUGUGUGGAGUAAUACAGGAAAAGCUGUACUUUCCUCUGAGCAUAUUGGAGCAUAAU
This is a messenger RNA of Vidua chalybeata, 3961 nucleotides long. RefSeq names its product centlein (gene CNTLN). Gene Ontology annotation, cellular component: centriole; centrosome. The record is from RefSeq and is a predicted model, not a curated record. Gene Ontology annotation, biological process: centriole-centriole cohesion; protein localization to organelle. NCBI's taxonomy places the organism in Eukaryota, Metazoa, Chordata, Aves, Passeriformes, Viduidae.